Meloidogyne enterolobii is the source of this 570-nucleotide messenger RNA. The record is from the annotation of a GenBank genome assembly. NCBI's taxonomy places the organism in Eukaryota, Metazoa, Nematoda, Chromadorea, Rhabditida, Meloidogynidae.
AAUGAGCUCCUCUCCUGAAGAAGAAUUUAUUAAGUUUAUGCACGGAACUUGUGAAUAUAGAGAAUUUCACAAGAGAAAAUAUAUGAAUGGAUUGAGUCAGGCUAUCAAAGAUGGCGCUCAACUUGACUUUGGAGCAAGACUAAGUGUACUCAUAAACUACUUCAGAGCUGGAAAAUGGUGCCAUGAUUGUCUAAAGUUCGUUUUGAGUCGUAUGCAGUGCGAAAUGAUAGUACCAAAAAAUGACCAUAAUUUUAAAUAUGAAUUUUAUCUUUGUCCAGAUUGUUUUAAAAUUACAAAAAGUUAUCUUGAAAUACAUAAUAAUUAAUUGUUUAUCAUUUUAUUUACAAUUUUAGAUGCAAAUAAAUCUGUAUUAUUGAUUGACUCUAGUAAUGUUAAAUAUUUGGGAAGGGAGUAUCCUCGAGAUAGAAAAUAUAUUAGGGAAAUACAGUGGUGAGCACAAGUCUUUGAGAGUGGUGAUUGGUAUGGGUUAGAAUUUCUUUUUACAUUUUUAAAAUUUUUUAGGAAUGAGUUAACAAUACAAGAACUUAUUGGUAGUGCAAGACUAUCAAA